GACACAAGGCUCAUCCGCUCGCCUCUCCAUUGACGUCAGUCCAGUAUCACAUGAACCAGCAGCGGCCAAUCGGCGAGGCGCUGCUGGAGAGAGCUGGCUCCUUUACAGCAAGAUAGGGGGGGGGAAAUACGGAAUAGAAGGAAACCGAGCGACUGAUCCUGUAAUGAGCACAAAACCCUAUAGAGGAAGCGAGACAAGCCGCAACUCGGGGUCUGUUUCAUUUUUACCCAUCUUUCUGCGUCUUUCUGGCGGUGGAUUAUUCGUUUUGGCACCGAGGCGGCGGACGGAAGGGAUAAGGCCAUGGCCCUAACAUAUUGAGUAGCUCCCUGGUAAGAGGAGGGGAGACGCGACGCGCACGGCGACGCAAUUCAUGGAGCAUUGUACGGGGAGGAAAAUGGUGGAUUGUUUACAGUGUAUCAUAAAAACCGUUCCUCGUGUGGAUAUCCUGCCAUAAAACUACUCGAAGGCUCCUUUAGCGCCUGCCUCGGCCUCGUCUCCAGUAAUUAGUCGCGUUCUAGCACCACUAGGUAGGUAGAUACCCCCUCCCCCAGCUCGAUCAGAGCCACCUUAGACAUUGUUCAUUUUUUUUUAUAUCUAUACUGUACAUGUAGGUGUCUUGCGUCAAGCAAUCACCCCCCCUCCUCAUUUAGGACAACUGUUGGAUUACUAAAUUAUGGAUUUCAACAGCACCGGCGGUGGCAACGAACUGCACAACAACCAGUUUUAUCAGUGCGAGGAGAGUAAGCCUUUACUCGGGGACAUGUCGGAGGGGAAUAAUAACGCCAAAGUGGGUGCAGGGCCGUGUAAACGGAGCCUGCAACACUGCAGCAGCAGCGGGAUGCGCUACAAGCUGCUCCACGAGGGGGACAUCCAGGUGUGCGUGGUCAAACACCCACGCACCUUCCUCAGCAAGAUCCUCACCUCCAAGUUCCUGCGGAGAUGGGAGCCGCAUCACCUCACACUCACGGACAGCAGCCUGACCUCGGCCACCCCCACUGGUUACAUGGAGACAUCGUUGUCUUAUAGCUCCAUAGAGGACUUGCAGCUUCUUUCAUGGGACAAUGCACCAAAGUACUGUGUCCAGCUCAGCUUCCCCGGUGGCACUGUCCUGCUGCAGGCUGCUAACAGCUACUUAAGGGACCAGUGGUUUCACUCCUUACAAUGGAAGAAAAAGAUCUACAAAUACCGCAAGGUGCUGAACAAUCCAAGUCGUUGGGAUGUUGUCCUGAAAGAGAUCAGAGCACUGGUGGACAUGGCUCUGACCUCGCCACUGCAGGAUGAGUCCAUCCACCAGGCCCCUCUACACAUCAUCUCCACUCUGUUAGCUGAAAACUCUAAUCUCAGCCCACAGGAUCAUGAGAACAUCAUUGUGGCCAUUGCACCUCUUCUGGAAAACAACCACCCGCCCCCGGAUUUGUGUGAGUUCUUCUGUAAGCACUGCCGGGAGCGUCCACGUUCAAUGGUUGUUAUAGAAGUGUUCACUCCUGUGGUCCAGAGAAUCCUCAAACACAACAUGGAUUUUGGAAAGUGCCCUCGACUGCGCCUAUUCACUCAAGAGUACAUCCUGGCCCUCAAUGAACUGAAUGCAGGAAUGGAAGUUGUCAAGAAGUUUGUUCACAGCAUGCACGGGCCAACGGGGCAGUGCCCUCACCCUCGUGUCCUGCCAAACCUGGUUGCAGUAUGUCUUGCUGCCAUUUACUCCUGUUAUGAGGAUUUCAUUAACAGUCGAGACAACUCUCCUAGCCUGAAAGAAAUCAGAAAUGGCUGCCAGCAACAGAAUGAUCGCAAGCCUCCAAUGCCGCUCCGCCUGCUGCGCCCAGAGCCACCAACGCCGCCUUCUGCCACCCUGCUCCCCCUCUCCUCCAACCCCACUCCUCCUCAACCACAUCCUCCUGCUUCCCCAAACCCUCCACCUUCAAUCCCCAUAUGCUCCCCCACACCCUCCCUUCCCCUCUCCCCUCCUCCGUCUGUUGUCAACUCCAGCGAGAUCCUGGUGGAGUUGGAACGCAACAACAACUCUGCCAAUACAAAGCGAAAGCCAGAUUCUGAUAGUGAACCCAACCUCAUUGACUGUCUGCUGGUCAGCCCGGCUGUCAACACUCUGUCCAUUCAGCUGCCUGCGCAGGCUGACCGUGUGCUUGGGUGCUUUGCUCUCAUCCUCAAGAUGCUGUCUGAUUAUGAUGACUGGAGACCUGCGCUGGCCAGCCUGUUGCAGCCCAUCCCUUUCCCUAAAGAGGCCCUUGCACAUGCCAAAUUCACCAAGGAACUGAAAUACGUCAUUCAGAGGUUUGCGCAGGACCCAAGGCAGGAGGUCCAUUCCUGUCUACUCAGUGUGCGAUCAGGAAAAGAUGGCUGGUUCCAGCUCUAUAGUCCAGGAGGCGUGGCCUGUGAUGACGAUGGAGAGCUGUUUGCCAGCAUGGUGCAUAUCCUGAUGGGCUCCUGCUAUAAGACAAAGAAAUUCCUCCUCUCUUUGGCUGAGAAUAAACUGGGCCCCUGCAUGCUUUUGGCCUUGCGUGGGAACCAGACAAUGGUGGAGAUUCUGUGUCUGAUGCUGGAGUACAACAUCAUAGAGAACAAAGACACCCAGCUGCAGAUUAUCUCCACCCUGGAGAGCACCCAGGUUGGCCUCCGUAUGUACGAACAGCUCUGCGACCGGCAGCGAGAACUCAAAGAACUGCAAAGAAAAGGGGGCCCCACCCGCUUGACUCUUCCCUCCAAGUCCACGGAUGCGGAUCUCGCUCGCCUGUUGAGUUCAGGUUCUUUCGGGAACUUGGAGAAUCUCAGCCUGGCCUUCACUAAUGUCACCAGUGCCUGUGCCGAGCAGCUCAUCAAGCUGCCUUCGCUUAAACAGCUUAACCUGUGGUCCACUCAGUUUGGGGAUGCAGGAUUGCGGUUGUUAUCGGAGCACUUGGCCUGUCUUCAGGUGCUCAACCUGUGUGAGACCCCUGUCACUGAUGCUGGCUUACUGGCUCUAAGCUCCAUGAAGAGUUUGUGUAGUCUGAACAUGAACAGCACCAAGCUUACAGCGGACACUUAUGAAGACCUCAAGGCCAAGCUGCCCAACCUGAAAGAUGUGGAUGUUCGGUACACAGAAGCCUGGUGAUGGACUCGCCUCACAUACCCGGCACGGGAAGCCAGACACCCGGUAGAAAAAAGACAGGAUGCGUUCUGUUCACCAGGCGUUUGUUGCCAUCAUCAGACCAGGAUCCCAGACACCAAUCAUCACACCGUGAGAAACGGCUUACUUUUGAAGUGUAAACGUCCCAUUUUGUCAAACCAAGAAAGCUUUAUGGACCUUGUUGCUCCCCUUCCUACUGUUGCCGAUGUAUAAUGGACCCUUUUUGCUGACGUGAUCAGAGGACAUUCAAGGACCUGUUAUACCAUUUGAUCUCUCUGACUACGUACCCACUGUCCUCCCCGUCAUAGAGUACGUGGCCUCUGUUUCUUCCACAGUCCUACUCUUUUGAUCCGUCACGUAUGUUAUGAUGAAGCGCUUACAUUCCAGCUCUUCUCCACUCCGAUCGAAGAUGUAGCUAUUCAAUCAAUUCAAUCACGCACCCUUCAUUUCAAGUCCCUAUUCCGGCUUUGUUUGGGAACGGUGCUGCCUUUGUGAGUAGUAGGAGUGUGCCUGUUCCUCAUUUACAAACAGAGAGAGACAAAAAAAGAGGUUUUUACCAGCUUAAAUGAACAUAUUUUUCCAGGCAUCUGCGCUUUCAUAUAUUGUGUGUUUAUAUGUGUGUGACAUUUGAGAAACAGUUGGGGAUCUUUGUAGGAGAACUGAACAGUAAUAGCAAAAUCUUUCCCUUUUUAAUUUGUUGCCAGUGUACAUUGGGAUUAAUAUUUAAUAGGACUUUUGCAUAGCAGUAGCUGGGUGGUCUGGGACUGCCUCUUAUUUAUAAGCCUCUAUUACGCUCAUGGAUAUAAUCCUGGCAGUAAAGAUGUACACAGACUCUGUUCUUUUUGGUUGUUCUUUUGGACACAUCACAUACAAAGCCAACCUAGAGGAUACUCACACAGGGAUCUCUCUGUACUAUGCCAUGGGUGUUACGUGCACCUCCAAACCAGACCCAUCACCAGCUAAGAGUUUGUGUGCUUUGUAUUUUGGCCCGAUGGGAAACCGACCGACGUGGAGAAAAGGACACUUGCCAAACAUCAGACUUGUUUUUGUUGCAUCAAGCCGACCCCAGCGUCUUACGUCAGGCCGGUGGAGCUGCUGAUGUAAAGAUGUAGUCUGACGUCCAUGCCGACGACAAACGACCGGCUCGUUCUUCUGUUUAAAUUGGUAGUACCGUUCAAGGCGAUUUCUAAUCAUAAUUUCGGGACACAAUUCUUGUAUAUAUUACAAAUGUGGGUUAUAGAUGACAAACGUGGUCAUAAUUGUCCAACAUUCCCUCCACGGGUUGACCGUGUCGUGUGGCAACACUUCCAGUACCACCCUGACACAUUGUAUGUGGCGAUCGGCAAGUCAACAGUUCCAUCUUCAUACACUCAAUUUGCGCCAUUUUUUUGUUUGUUUUUUUAAUGUGUGCCACCCGCAAAAGCUGGAUGCCAUCCACUGCAAGAUAUUUUGUUUGCUAUUUAUUGGGUGCCAUGCGCUUUUCUGUUUGGUAAGUAGAUUUCGGGCCAUCUCUGGGUCAAGCUUUGGGCCCCAUGUUAACGUUCAUAUCCUGUAUAAUGUACAUAGAAUUGUAUAUAGUCUCUUUUCAUUCUACUAUUCAAACCCUUUUUAAACCAAUUUUCUUCAUCAUCCUCUUUUCUGUAUUGAUUUUGGCCUUCCCUCAUUGUCGGGCCGGUGUUGCCUUCGUUUUAGCAAUGUGUGUGGUCGUUUUGUUGUUUUACACAAACUGCACUGUAAUCUAAAGGAAAGGUUUUUAAUGCAUACUAUUUUUAUUUUUAAGUUUUCAGCUUUACUGAUUUGAUUCUUACAUAAAUUUGAUGUGUCACUUGUGUUCUGUUGGUGUUGUUUUCAGGAUUAUUUUGCAUGUACACGUCUCUGCUUCAGCCGAUAUUUUCAACACUUGUUUUAGAAAUGGUUUGAACCUGAAUUGAAAAAACGGUUGUUUCCAGGAUCCGUUCAUAAAACUUGUCACCGUUGGUGCGGUCAGGCUUAUUGAUUUGUACUCAAACUUCAUACCGUACCGUUAGCGGUGUACACCCGUCCCUAAGACUUUGCAAAACACGAUGACCACUUCAGUGAAACCAUUUCCUCCAAGCUACGUACUGUAAACCCGCUGCCUGAGCGUUUCAGCAGCUGCACGUUCAUUGGCCAAAUAUCCAUCAAUUGAACGUUGCUGUACUUGUGUUUACAUUGUCUUGUUCGCCUGUUUGAUCGCAGUUGAUAACCACUGUCACAUUUGUACGAUAUAACUAAUUCUCCUUCAACUUGAAAAUGUUUUACACUAUCAAAAAACAACAAAACGGAGUGAUUGGUUCAAAUCAAUGACGAAAGGCCAGGAAAUGCAUGGAGACAAUAAAAGUACAUCCAAAUUUCUCAGUGGUCCCCACGAAUUUAUGUCAGAUUGAUUCAUUUUUGCACAUGUUUUUUUAUUGUAGUAACCAACAAUUUUACAGAUGCUGGUGGACAGCGCUUGUUGCAUUUGGAUGAAGCCACGCUAUCAGCCUGCCGCUUCCUGUUAGAGCAGGGGUGUCCAAAGUGUGGCACGGAGGCCGUUUUCAGCCCACAGUUCGUUUUUUAUUGGCAUAUUGUAAAAAAUAAAAUUAAUGAGGAACAGUGGAACCUCGGUUAGCGUUAUUAAUCCUUUGCAGAAGGUCCGACUCUCACCAAAACGUACUCGAACCAAAUACAUUUUUCCCAAAAGAUACGUAAAUUCAAUUGAAGCGUUCCAGAAAACCAAAAAUCUAAACACAAAACACAUAUUUAUUAUUUUGCAUGCGUUCAAAUAUAUGCAUAUGAAGGAUAAAUGAAAAGAAUUCAUUCAUUCAUUCUGUCAUUCAUUCAAUGAACAUUUAACAUCACUUUUACCUUCUUUGUAGAAGUGAUUGUUGACAAAGAUGGCGAUGAGGCAUCGAGAUCCACUUGGACAAACCCUUCGUGUUUUGCUAUGAGUUGUUUCUUGAAUUCAAUGGUCUUUCUAACCUUAUUUGUCAAAAAGCUCGCACGGGCAACUUUCUUUGGCUCCACUGUGGGUUAUUUUGCAGCUGUGAUCAAUAAAAACCAAAAGCAGCAUCUUGUGGUGUGACUGUGUUAGUUAGCUAAGAACUACAAAGUCAACCGCCGAUGACGUCAUAGAAGGGCGACGGAGCUGACUUCCACUUCCUGUUUCUUCCUGCUAACAAGGACGUUUGUGAUAAGAAUACAUAAAGAACACAGUUGGACGCACGCAGCACGACAAGACGCGCGACACAUUGUAUGCAAACCAGAAAAUGUACGCAAACGGGCAAAAUUUUGGUGCACAUUUUCGACGUUAACCGAAAAACAUGCUAACCGGGGCGUAUGCUAACCCAAGUUCCACUUUAUUUUAGAUACUACACUAAUUUGCUAUGUCACCUAUAACAGCUUAUGUGUCAAUAUUUUGUUCAGAUAGGUUAGCAUAUGUUUACCUGCGUAGCGUCUUUAAUACACAAAAUGUUUUAAAAGUGAGCCCUGCAUCUUUUAAUUUUCCGUAUGACACCCCUGUACUAGACACUAGACAGCAGCAGCAAUACGUCUCAGCAAGAACAGACGAGCUCGAGCGGCACAUUUCCCCAAAUGGACAACCGUACACGAUCGUCCUUUUCGCGUUACGAUUGGAUUACAGCUCCACAUGUAACGUCAUGUUUCUGUUUCUGUGUGUGAGGCUUUCCUCUUUUUGCUAUUUUGUGUUCACUUCCGAGUUUCUCCCUCAGCCAGCAGAUGUUUCGACCAUUUUGAAAUACUCUUGUUUUGUUCAGGUCCUACAGUGUAAGGAGCAAAGUCAGACUGGGCGAAUCUGACAGACUGAAAUAGAAAACAAAACAAAAACAAGAUUUCUAAUGAUCCCUUCCUAGUAUUUAUUUAUUUAUUUGGCAGCUGGAAGGGGUGCCCAUCUUGUUUGUCCUUCAUUUUCGGUCUUUCUCAGCAUUGAUCUGCUUCUACUGCUGGGUUGUUAUUCUAGUUAUUAUUAUUAUUGCUGCUGCUAAUGUUCUGUGGCUGUAAUAAAAUACAAUGAUCUUCAAGGUGAUGUGAAAUACUUUUAAACAAAAAUAAACUGUCUGUGAAUAUG
Molecule: messenger RNA, 7202 nt
Organism: Dunckerocampus dactyliophorus (ringed pipefish)
Lineage: Eukaryota; Metazoa; Chordata; Actinopteri; Syngnathiformes; Syngnathidae
Gene: cmip
Product: c-Maf inducing protein
Exons: 21
Coding region: 674-3103 (809 amino acids)
Cellular component (GO): nucleoplasm; cytosol
Source: RefSeq, a predicted model, not a curated record